AUGGACAAGUGCACACUGUUACCGGGUGAAUUGGCUAUCAGGAAUGAAUGCGGCGAUUGGGCCGCGUUGGCGAAAUCAUUUGCUUUGGAAGGAGUGGUCAAGGCGCAAGAACAGCAGAAAAAAGUGGAAGAGUGGGUUGAGCGGAUUAGAGAAUACGAACGGGGUCAGGUGGGGCAUGGUGAAACAGAAGGGUCGAUUUCCAAUGUCCGAACACAAACAAGGAAGACAAGGAAGGGUCGAAAGGGAGUAUCGUUAAGGAGGGAAGAUGCCCCACCAACACCACAGCUCCCUCCGAUUGACUCAAAGAAGGACAAAUUUCGAGGGCCUCGCCAACCGGGAGGUACGAGCUCAGUAGUUUUGAGUUCGUCCACGAAACGAGUGCGGGUGGUACCUUCACUUCCGACCAUGCGCUCUUUUGCCACCGAGUUGAGUUUACCUCCGUCACAUGCUGCUGUACGCGAUGCUGGUGCUCGCAGAGCCCUUGUUGAGACGAUUCAGGCGAAAUGGGAGGAAGGUUGGGCGGAAGGCAUUGGUCAAUUGGUCCGUCGACGGGGACUCGCACGAACUAGUUGGCGGAAUGGAAUUGUCAGGGUUGUGAGGUUUGCUGAGGUCGAUGAACUCAAGCUUGGAGAAAGUGUAGACGAUGAGGAAGCGUUUGGAGAUACAGAACGAUAUCGACGUGGAUUUGUCUAUGAGGGCUCCUAUACUUUGUCUUGCCGGAACCGACAUGUUUGA
Messenger RNA from Marasmius oreades (fairy-ring Marasmius), 735 nucleotides. RefSeq lists its product as uncharacterized. Bases 1 to 735 code for a protein of 244 amino acids. The record is from RefSeq and is a predicted model, not a curated record. The transcript has a single exon. NCBI's taxonomy places the organism in Eukaryota, Fungi, Basidiomycota, Agaricomycetes, Agaricales, Marasmiaceae.